CUAAAAUCCUCGCUCGUUAAUCGUUAUCCAGACUCCGCGACGGCGAGCCGGCAAGGCGAGCACCGCAGUUGACGACGCCUCUCCACUCCGCUCCCCUCCCCUCCCCUCCCCUCGUCUCGCUACCGCCGCAAUGGCGGCCACCGCCGCCUACCUCCCGCUCCGUGCCCAGGCGCAGGUGGGCCUGGCUCCGCUCCGGCCGUCGGGCUCGGCCGCUGCUGGGGCGCGGUUGCCCGGCCGGACGGCGCGGCGCCGGCUUGCGGCGAGAGGCGGGCCGGAGGCUGCCGGUAUCCGCGCGGAGGCUGUCCCUGGUGGUGGAGGGGUCGCGCGGAGGGCGGCCAUGGUGCCCCCGUAUAAUGUUCUAAUCACCGGUUCCACGAAAGGUAUAGGAUAUGCUCUGGCAAAGGAAUUUUUGAAGGCUGGCGAUAAUGUUGUAAUCUGCUCAAGAUCAGCUGAAAGGGUAGAAUCUGCGGUGACUGACUUGAAAAAGGAAUUUGGAGAGCAACAUGUGUGGGGAAUUGUCUGUGAUGUUAGGGAAGGAAAGGAUGUAAAGGCACUAGUUGAUUUUGCACGUGACAAGAUGAAGUAUAUUGAUAUUUGGAUCAACAAUGCUGGAUCAAAUGCAUAUAGUUACAAACCGUUGGUCGAGACCUCCGACGAGGCUCUCAUGGAAGUGAUCACAACUAACACUCUUGGAUUAAUGAUAUGUUGUCGUGAGGCAAUAAAUAUGAUGAGAAACCAACCUCGAGGUGGCCACAUAUUUAACAUCGAUGGUGCUGGUUCUGAUGGAAGGCCAACCCCAAGGUUUGCUGCAUAUGGUGCAACGAAGAGAAGUGUGGUGCACCUUACAAAAUCUCUGCAGGCCGAGUUGCAGAUGAAUGAAGUGAACAAUGUUAUGGUGCACAAUUUGUCGCCUGGCAUGGUUACAACAGAUCUUCUUAUGUCUGGUGCCACAACAAAGCAGGCCAAAUUUUUCAUCAAUAUAUUAGCUGAACCUGCUAAUGUGGUUCAUGUAACACGGGAUAUAUCUAUGAGUGAUCCAAUUUACCUGCCUUACAUGUUAUUGAUGGUUGCGGAUUAUCUCGUUCCAAACAUCAGAGCAAUACCUACUAACCAGUCCAUGAAACCAACCUACAUCCGUUUUCUCACAGGCUUGAAAGCCUACUCCAGAAUAUUUUCAAGGAUUGCUUUUGGUGCUCGUAGGAACAAGUAUGUUGCUGAGGAUUAGUGUCCGUUUUGCUGCCAUCUUACAACCCUGAAGAGAACUAGGGACAUUUUCUUGUUCUCUCUUGUAAUUACAUUCUUUGUAAAAUAGCAUGUAUUACCGAUGGCAUUUCAAGAAGGUGAUGUACUCCUAUGUAUAAUAUCAGCAAUUUGAUUAUACACUAAUUCAGUUGCUGCUCAUGUGAUGCACUUCUUAUCAUCCUUGUGAUCUCUACUGUUCUACAAAAUUUCCAACCAUACCUAGAAUACAAGUUUGACAAGAGUUGCAUUUAUGUAUGUUUCAUCUUCCAUGUAAAGAGCACCUCAUGAUACAUCUGUGCAAAUACAUGUAUGAUUGAACUAAUUUUCGAUAGUA
This is a messenger RNA of Oryza sativa Japonica Group (Japanese rice), 1576 nucleotides long. RefSeq names its product chlorophyll(ide) b reductase NOL, chloroplastic-like. NCBI's taxonomy places the organism in Eukaryota, Viridiplantae, Streptophyta, Magnoliopsida, Poales, Poaceae. Gene Ontology annotation, biological process: PSII associated light-harvesting complex II catabolic process; chlorophyll catabolic process. Gene Ontology annotation, molecular function: chlorophyll(ide) b reductase activity. The record is from RefSeq and is a predicted model, not a curated record.